This is a messenger RNA of Hemiscyllium ocellatum (epaulette shark), 816 nucleotides long. RefSeq names its product claudin 34a (gene cldn34a). Gene Ontology annotation, molecular function: structural molecule activity. Gene Ontology annotation, biological process: bicellular tight junction assembly; cell adhesion. The transcript has 2 exons. The record is from RefSeq and is a predicted model, not a curated record. NCBI's taxonomy places the organism in Eukaryota, Metazoa, Chordata, Chondrichthyes, Orectolobiformes, Hemiscylliidae. The coding region runs from base 1 to 816 and encodes 271 amino acids. Gene Ontology annotation, cellular component: bicellular tight junction; plasma membrane.
AUGGCAGUUUUGGCCCUCCAGCUGGUGGGUCUGGUGCUGGGCACCGUGGGUUGGAUCGGCUCGGCUAUUGCCACGGGGCUCAUCCAGUGGAGGGUGUGGCGCGUGAGCUCGCCGGAGAUCACCUCGGGGGUCGCCUGGGUCGGCAUCUGGAGGGUCUGCCUCUACAGCCGGCCGCUGGCCACUCCGCCCUUCCAGGGGAUGUCCUGCCGGAGGCUCGUAGCCCUCGACUCCUUCGUCCCGAGCGAGAUUGGCGUUGGGCAGGGCAUGAUGCUGGCAGCUGUGGUCUCGGGAGCCCUGGGCAAAGUGGCCACCAUCUACGGGCUGUGGGACGCAUAUAUCGGUGAGGGGUGCCAGUCCAGGAGGGUGGGGCUGGCUUUCACAGUGGGUGGCGGUUUCCAUCUCCUGGCGUCUCUCUGCGUGCUGGUCCCUGCCGCCUGGAACUUGAACUCGGUGCUGAGUAACCGUACCAUCGCCUUCCCACUUCACUACCACCUGCCACCCUCCGCCAGGAGCCAGGAGCCCGGGGCGGCUCUCUACGUGGCCUUUUUCUCGUCUGCCCUGCUCUCCCUCACCGCUGCCUUCUUGCUGAGUUACAGGCCAUCAGCCUGGCCCUCCAGUGCCAGGGUCCACCCUCUCGCCGAUUACUUCUCCGACUGCUCUAGCUUGGUCUCCAGGGUAACGCCGGGACCAGGGGACAGUUUGUGUGCAAUGAGUGUCUCGGAGCACUCCCUUUCCAGUUAUGGAGCAGACAAUCCAGCUUUCACCCCUGACAGCAACUCUUCGGGAUUGCUGAGGUCCCUGGAAAACACGCGCUAG